Emiliania huxleyi CCMP1516 is the source of this 791-nucleotide messenger RNA. RefSeq lists its product as hypothetical. Lineage: Eukaryota; Haptophyta; Isochrysidales; Noelaerhabdaceae. The record is from RefSeq and is a predicted model, not a curated record. Bases 69 to 665 code for a protein of 198 amino acids. The transcript has a single exon.
UGAGCAGUAUCGUGCCGCGUCGACAGCCAGCUCCAGCUUUCGAACGCAGUCAGCCAACUAGCGCCAAUAUGCCACUUCCGCUCCUGCUCGCCAGCAGUGCCUUUCUCCUCCCGACGGUGCAGCCGCGACAGUGCGCGGGCAUUCAUGCAGCGGCGAUCUUCGGCCCGCGCUCGCUCCACGCGCGACUCUGCACCGAGCCGGCAGCUGAUGAGGACGCCACUUACGAGGCGUGCAUGCGGAUGCGUGUCUCCGAGCUCAAGGCCGAGCUCGAUCUGCGCAAGCAGUCGUACGAGGGCGUGAUGGAGAAGGACGAGCUUGCGCGGAUGCUGGCGGACGCGAGGUCGCAGGGCCUCGCCGAUCCCGACAUCGUCGACAGCUUCAACAAGGCGAACUUGGAGAACGCCUACAACCCGCAGCCAGCCGUGGAUCCGGACGCUGUCGCCGAGGCGGUGGCGAGCGACGGUGGCCUGCCGGGAGGCAUGUCGCCGGAGACCCUGAUGAAGCUGACGCAGGACCCGGAGCUGAUGGCGAUGCUGCGGAACCCGAAGAUGCAGGAUGUGAUGAAGAAGGUGAUGUCCUCGGGCCCAGAGGCGGCUGCCGAGAUGAUGGCUGACCCAGACGUGGCGGAGAUGCUGGAGAAGUUCAAGGCGGCGACGGGCCAGUAAGUACCGGUGCAUGUAGGAUUCUAGGUCACGUGUACCCCCGGUCCCGUCUUGGAGUGUAUUUUGCUGCCAUGUGUUUGGUGAUCGACGGCUUGCAUGACGUGCUGUGACCGAUAGUAGCGGAGGCUG